Prinia subflava (tawny-flanked prinia) is the source of this 1301-nucleotide messenger RNA. RefSeq names its product coiled-coil domain containing 34 (gene CCDC34). The record is from RefSeq and is a predicted model, not a curated record. NCBI's taxonomy places the organism in Eukaryota, Metazoa, Chordata, Aves, Passeriformes, Cisticolidae.
CCGGCGCGCAGGGACGCGGGGGCGGGCGGCCAUGGCUGCCAUGGCGGUCAUGGCUGCCGGGAGCCGCCCGUGCCGGUAACCGCCGCGGGCCCGCCGCGGGCCGCCGCCAUGAGCGGAGGCGCCCGGCGCCCCGGGACCGGCGGAGCCAGGCGUCUCAGUUCGCCGCCCACUGAGGGCGAGGACCCCCUUAGCACCCCCAGAGGCUCGGCGCUGUCUCUCGCGUCCCGCUCCAGCUCACCGGGCUGUGAGGAGGAGGAACGGGUGGCGGCCUCCCGCAGCCCGCCGGGCGAUAGGAAGGCUGAACACCCAGAAACAGCAGGGGCGAGAAAAAUGUCGCCUUUGAAAGGUAACCUUUCACCAUGGGAAGAAUGGUUCAUUGGCAAAGAAAAGGAGCUGCGUGCCCGCUUACAAGCUAGAGCUGCAGAGGAAAUGAAUAAACAGCUUGAGAAAAUGAAGCAAAAUCAAGAAAGUGAAAGAAGAAAAAGGAUAGCUGAAGAGAAACACAAGGAAUGGGUCGAAAGAAAAAGAGAAGAGGAAAGAAGAGAAAGGAAACAAAAGGUGAGCAAAGAAAUGGCAGAAAAAGCCACAAGAGAACUAGAAAAAAUGCAGUUACAAGAAAAGGCUGACAUAAAGUAUAAAGAAUGGUUAAAGAAAAAGAGAGCUGAAGAGGCAGAAAAGAAGAAAAAAGAGAAGGAAAAAGAAAAAGAACGGGAGGCUGAACUACAAGAGAAGAGAACAAGAUCAGAGAAAAUUUUUAAGGAGUGGCUGCAGAAUUCCAGAAAUAAACCACAACCUGUUUUGAAUGGUUAUGGUUUCCCACAUGGAACAUCUACAGGGCGUGCUGGUAGAAAUUUGUAUCCAGUUCCAGCAUACUGUAAUCCCAUUCCUUGGAAACCGGUACAUGUGCCUCCCACAAAGGAAGGUGUUCUUACCAUGAAGAAGAGACCUGUAUCUUGCCAGCUACAUACAUCUUUACCAAUGGUGAUUUCUAGGCCCAAGAGUAAUCUUGGACUGGAUUCCAGUGCAGAAAGAAGCUAUAGUCUAGAAAAAAAUGUUCUUACAAUCUUGAGCAAAUUGAGCCAUAAAUAAGAACUUCUAUGUAGUUACAUGUCCAAAGCAGAUUGCUUUGUGCCUUUCUUUUUUUGUUUCCAUCUUUGUGAGCAGGUUUAUGUUUACUGCUAGUUGAAAAAUAAGGCUUUUUAUGUUUUUUCUAUAUUGAAUUUUAGUUAAAAAAAAAAAAAGGAAAAAAUAAAUUGUAAUGGGACUGUACCUCAAUGUCAAUAAAAUGUACAGGAUUGUUA